Messenger RNA from Gigantopelta aegis, 1053 nucleotides. Its product is annotated as acid-sensing ion channel 1-like. Gene Ontology annotation, molecular function: sodium channel activity. NCBI's taxonomy places the organism in Eukaryota, Metazoa, Mollusca, Gastropoda, Neomphalida, Peltospiridae. The transcript is spliced from 7 exons. Gene Ontology annotation, biological process: sodium ion transport. Gene Ontology annotation, cellular component: membrane. The record is from RefSeq and is a predicted model, not a curated record. The coding region runs from base 2 to 817 and encodes 271 amino acids.
CAUGGCUGCUGACGGCAGAAAGAUAUCAACAAAAACCGGCUAUGAGUAUGGCUUUAUUGCAUACAUAAACAUUAAACAACAUGCAUAUCCUUUCAUUGCUGACACCACCGCUGGAUUAAGGGUGACUGUUCAUGAGCCUCACGAAUUUCCACGACCCAAGCUUGAUGGUGUCUUGAUGGCGCCAGGGACAGCAAAUUUUAUAAAGCUACAAAGAACGGGGUACAAGUUCUUACCACGCCCGUACAGAUCAUACGGCGAUGGUUACUGUGCCGAGACGUCAGCACUGCUGUAUCAGAACUACAGCUACGACCGCUGCGUUUUCCAAUGGAUUAACAAAAACGUCCAUCAUGACUGCAAUUGUUCGACUUUGCCGAUAGAAGGACUACCGUUUAAGGAAUGUUCCUUUCUGGAUAUACGCACAUGUACACUGUGGAAAUCAAUAAAGUACUACACCCAGGUGGCGCAGAUGAACGUACCACCAGACGACUGUCCUCGACCUUGUGAGGUCGUCCAUUACAAACCUCAGAUGACCUCAUCAGCAUAUCCCUCACAACCGGCGCUUAAGAGUUAUGCCAACGGGCCAAAUGACACUGAGCAAUAUAUUAGGGACAACGUCCUUGCCGUGUACGUAUUUUAUGACCGGUUUCUUGAAGAGCGAGUGGAGUAUGUUCCAGAAUACACAUCCAUGUCUAUACUUGGUAACCUUAGUGGCCAGAUGGGUUUCUUCCUGGGUGCAAGCCUCGUUACCAUUACGGAAGUUGCACAAACUGUUCUGUUGACGAUCUGGAUGUUCUUUUGCCGGUUUAUAAAACAUUGAUAUAAGUCCCACAGGCCUUGGCAACGUUCAAAACGUAAUCCCAGAGAUCCUGUUAAUCUUAAUCUUCUUGCGUGGUUUAUGUAGGAAAGUCUUCAAAAAAAAAAAAAAAAAAAAAAAAAAAAAAGGAAAGAAAAAAGAUUGCUUAACGACACAUGAGAACAUUUAAAAAAAGACUGUGGCUAUUUGUUGUCUAGCGUACUUACUGUGACUUUUGGAUUAAAUAAAAAUUAAAAGUU